AUGUCUGACGAUGACGAACUAUUCGCAAUACCUGGACUUGCUUGGAGGCUUCUGGGUUACAAUGUGGUGAAGCAAGAGCCAGAUCCCUCACCUGGAGAGCCUCCAUCACCUACUGAUGACAUUGUGGACAAGGAUGCAGACACUGAGCCCAGUAUCAAUGGUGAGGUUCCAGAAGAAGAAGAAGAAGAAGAAGAAGACAAGAUUCCAACAGAUCCAAAUCAUCAGAAGACAGCUUUGGAAAUGCUUAUGGAAGGAGUUUCUGACUGGCCUUCAGUUCCUGAGCCUUUGAAGGUGGAGACCAACAAGGAUGAGAUCACUGACUCCCAGGAGAAGAACAAGGAGAAGAGGAAGGAACAUGUGAAGCCCAGUAGCAAGAGAAAGGUGACUGAGCCUGCAGAGGAGCCUCCAUGGCAUAAGAAGACAAAACCUGCAGAGCCAUCAGGAGGCCCAAAAGCUCCACUACCACCACCAAAUGUACCACCCCCUAUGUCACCUCCAAAGGGACCUUCACUUAAGGAACCUGCAGCUCAUGGACCUGCACCAAAGACCAAGGUCACAGAUCCAGGACACAGAUCAGGCGGAAUCAACAAAGCAGUAGUGCUUGCCCGUGCCUACAACAUUGGAGAUCACCAAGAAUGCCAAAGGUUGAUUGGAGCGUUCAUGAAGGGCAAGGAGUUCAAGAAUGUCUAUGAGAUCCAUGAUUCUGUGAUGAGAGCUGAGGGUAAGGAUAAGUACAGGAGGUACUACUGA
Molecule: messenger RNA, 750 nt
Organism: Cladocopium goreaui
Lineage: Eukaryota; Dinophyceae; Suessiales; Symbiodiniaceae
Source: the annotation of a GenBank genome assembly